AUGGCACCUAAUAAGCAAUGGAUGGAACUUAUUAAUGAUAGACUUGCUGAUGCUUACGUAGAUGGGGUGGAAUAUUUUUUAGAUUAUGCUUUUACAAGAUUGGGAGAACCACAAUUGAUACGUUGUCCCUGCAUCAAAUGUGGUAAUGCAACUUCUAGGACACGUGUUGUGGUUAGGUCACAUUUGAUAGUACAUGGGAUAAUACCAGGUUAUACUCUUUGGUAUCACCAUGGGGAGAGGUCAGGUGAAGCACAACCAGAUUCUGAAUUUAUACAUGAGAAUGACAUUGAAGACGGUGAUGGUGAGGAUGAAAUACAUGGGAUUUUGAGAGAUUUGUAUUAUAAUGGAGAUAAUAUGAACAAUAGUGGUGAGGAGGAACGAAAUAUUGAAGCAAAACGAUUUUAUAAGCUACUGGAGGAUUUUGAGAUGCCUUUAUAUGAAAGUGCAAAAGUUUCUAAAGUUUCUACUUUGGUUAAAUUGCUUCACAUUAAAAGUAUUGGUCAUUGGAGUAAUGAGUCAUUUACGAUGUUAUUAAAGUUUUUGAAAGAAGAUUUAUUGCUUGAUGGAACAAACUUGCCGAAUUCAUGUUACGAGGCAAAGAAGGUUAUUCGAGAUCUUGGUCUUUCUUAUAAGAAGGUUGAUGCGUGUAAGAAUGAUUGCAUGUUAUAUUGGAAGGAUGAUAAUUGUCUUGAAUCUUGCAAAGUUUGUGGGGCAUCCAGAUGGAAGGAGGAUAAACAUAGUGGGGAAACCAAAUUUAAAAGUGGAAAAAAGAUACCAUACAAGAUUUUACGUUAUUUUCCUCUAAAGCCCAGACUUCAAAGAUUAUUUAUGUGCUCAAAGACAUCUCCUCUUAUAUCAUGGCAUCAUGAUAAAAGAGUUGAUGAUGGGAUUAUGAGACACCCAGCUGAUUCAAUGGCAUGA
Lycium barbarum (goji berry) is the source of this 921-nucleotide messenger RNA. RefSeq lists its product as uncharacterized. NCBI's taxonomy places the organism in Eukaryota, Viridiplantae, Streptophyta, Magnoliopsida, Solanales, Solanaceae. The transcript has a single exon. The record is from RefSeq and is a predicted model, not a curated record. Bases 1 to 921 code for a protein of 306 amino acids.